Molecule: messenger RNA, 5709 nt
Organism: Salvelinus fontinalis (brook trout)
Lineage: Eukaryota; Metazoa; Chordata; Actinopteri; Salmoniformes; Salmonidae
Product: prospero homeobox protein 1-like
Exons: 5
Coding region: 65-2170 (701 amino acids)
Biological process (GO): regulation of transcription by RNA polymerase II
Cellular component (GO): nucleus
Molecular function (GO): DNA-binding transcription factor activity, RNA polymerase II-specific; RNA polymerase II cis-regulatory region sequence-specific DNA binding
Source: RefSeq, a predicted model, not a curated record
UCCUGUGACAGGACAUACGUUCUUCUCUCUUUUCUGGACAGCUGUCUUCACUCUGAGCAACAGCAUGAACCCAAGACUUCUGGACCACAGCAUGCAUCAUUUCCCCAGCAGCACCUACCCAGAGGACAGAGCAGAGCAUCCUCCCUCCUUUCUACACGACAACACAUACAACUCCUCCACUCGUCCAUCCUUCUCUCGCUCAAGCGGAGGAUCCCUUAUCUCUAUGCUCCUACAGAAACCCAUUGAGCAUGAACAGACCCUCCAGGAGUGCUCUGCUGCAUAUUACCACCACGACGCUCAGAUUUCCUUCUCUGCCUUGACGAGCCCUAGACUGGUGGAUCAUCACAGCAGCACUUCUUCCAAGAGCAGCAGCACCACCAUGGAGCCUCUGUCUCCAGCCAGCCAGGCAUCCACCGGGGCCAGCCCCACUAGAGUCAGCCCCAAUGGAGCCGGGUCGAACCAGGACUGGACCCUGGAGCUGGGGGAUAGACGCCAGGCGAAGCGUGCCAGAGUGGAGAACAUCAUCAGAGGCAUGGCAGUCUCUCCUCCCAGUCCCAGGGUUCAUUGUACAGAUGAAGGAGAGACCACUCCUACCAGUGACCUUCAGAGUGAGACAGUGGAAAACAAACAGGAGAACAAAAGGAAACAGAGGGUGCCGCAGCAUCAGGACCUCCUGAGGACGGGGGGCGCUAGCGGAAAGAGUACGGACGAAGGCCAUAACCUGAAGAAGCAGCUUCAGACCAUGCAGAGGCUCCUGGGUCAACUCCAGGCCAGGUUCAUCCAGAUCUACGAGUAUCAGACUGAGUCUCAGGAGGACGUCAGUGAUGGGACGUUUUCAACAGGUGUGAUGGAGGACGACCACCAAAGUACUUGGAACAAAGGAUACCCGGAGACAGAGGUGUUUAUGGACCCUUACAGUGAGUUUAACAAUGGAGGGCCUUUAGAUAGAGGUCAUCUGGGGUGGAAGAAUCACAAGCUAACUGACUACAUCCACUCAAACCCAGACAACGAAGACAAACUCCUAGCAGAUAUUCUCAAGUAUGAGCUCUCCAGAGCCGUAAACUCGAGCGUUGACUCGAUUUUCAAAAACAUAUCACAUACAUUAUUCAAGUCACCACAGCUACACAUCAAGGAUGGGGGAAUGGUGGAAACAGACGAUGAGACCAUGUUCCUCAGCUCUCAUGAGCCAGCAUCAUCAUCCACCCAUGUAGACAGCGUGUCACGACUCCCCCCAUGUUCCAAGAGUGGUAUGGCCCAACAACUACCAGAGAUUCAAACGGAGGCUCUAUCUCUGGUUGUUCAAAAGCCUGCUUCAAUGACUCGCCCAUGUUCUCUAAACCUAACAGUGAAAAGGCCUCUCCAUUUCCAUCAGCCCUCACUCCUAUACAACCACCCCACUGCUCUACAGGAAGACCACCAAGUACUGGAUAACCUGAAACACAACAGCUUCCAUCACGAUACCUUCGGAGGGCUCCAGUGUAGACCUACUACCACGGGUCUACCUACCCCAGAGAUGGUUGACUUAAUGUGGGAUCCGGUCAAAGUGAAGUCCAAGGUGACCUCCAGGCCACCCAGGAGUCCACAGGUUCACCACCCCAUAGCCACAGGGCAUAAUGUGCUUCUGGAUAGUCUCGGUCUCCCUCACGUUAAGAUGGAGUAUGGUAGCUUCCAGAGUAUGGUGAAGAGGACUUCAUAUGUGCUGAAUGAGGGUCUGACCACACACCACCUGAAGAAAGCCAAGUUGAUGUUCUUCUAUACUCGCUACCCUAGCUCUAACGUGCUCACAACCUUUUUCUCCGACGUCCAGCUCACUCGCUGCAUCAUGUCCCAGCUGAUUAAAUGGUUCAGCAACUUCAGAGAGUUCUACUAUAUUCAGAUGGAGAAGUUUGCACGUCAGGCGCGAGUGGAAGGGGUUAACAGUGUGAGGGAUGUAGCAGUGAGGAGAGACUCGGAGCUCUUCAGAGCCCUCAACAUGCACUACAACAAGGCCAAUGACUUUCAGGUCCCUGACCGGUUCCUGGAAGUGGCUGAGAUUACACUACAGGAGUUUUACAUCUCCAUCUCCCUGGCCAGAGACUCAGACCCAUCCUGGAAGAAAGCCAUCUAUAAGGUCAUCAGUAAACUGGACAGUGACGUACCAGCUGAAUUCAAAGCCCCCCUCACAACAUAGAAAGAGGCUGCUGUAUUAAAAACAAAGUGUAUUUUCCUGCAUGGGCCAUGCUAACAGUACAACAGCGGGACAGGGCACCUGGUAUUUCAAUAUAUGGUCAAUGUUGACGGUUCUGUAAGUCGCUUUGGAUAACAGCGUCUGGUAAAUAAGCAUUGUUAACGCCAUUUCCCAUUCAGAGGUCAGUCAUGUGAAAUGUGUGGCUGUACAGUAGGCCUAUGUCACAGCUGGGUUUUAUAUUCACAGUAGGAGGAUUGUAGAGCAAAUUGCAAUGUAGUUUCAUAAAAAAUAAAAAAAAAUAAAUGUAUAUGAUUUUGAUUGACAUCGAGGCAUGCGUUGCUGUAGAAUCUAUUAUCAACCUCAUAUUGGAGCAUGUGAAUUAAAUUAGUAUUUUUUGCUACAUCAAAUCAAUGUAGCGACAAUACAAGAGACCUUCAUUUGGAAUUUUUCAGUAUGUGUCAAUUACGAAGGCAGUUUCAUGUUAGUGAAUGGGGAGAAAGGCAUUAUUCCAUUCCAAAAUCUAAAAUGUUUUAAGUUUCAAGAGACCACUGAUGGUUUCUAAACUGUUGUAAAGAAACUGGACAGACAACAACAAAAAAAAAAAAACACAAGCCACACAAGUAGAAAACCCUUUAUUAAUACAAUAGGUGCAGUCUUUUCUGUCAGCGUGUGUCUCCUUCUACUCGCCUGGUGUAUCAGAACAAUAAAACCUGUAUAACGUGUCAAACCCUAAACUCACGUAACAUUCACGUAACCCCAAUACUAUUAGUUAAAUAUUCAAGUACAUACUGCAUGGACUCUGGCGAAAGGAGACUUCCGGGACAUUUGACUAUAACAACAUUCUUUAGCCAACGGACUUCAAAACUCGUUUACAUCACAUCGCUCCUUAAUCAUAUCAAUAUACUCACCUUGACGUCUCUGCUAAAAGUUCCAGCACAUCUCACAGGAAGAGGAAAAGUAAAAAGCUCCAUAUUGGAUAUUUCAAUCAGACAUGGUUUUCAACAGGUGUGACCUCAAACAUGACUUGUGGGUUUGUCUUCUUAAAUAUCCCGGCAAUAUUAGUUGAUUCGGCCUCCAGUAGUGCUGUAGUGCUCUGUGGAGUUCAUCUCCAGGAAAUCACAGAGCCGUAGUGUAACGCCUCUCUGUAGAGCUGCCCGCAGUAGUGCCUCUCUCUAGAGCUGCCCGCAGUUGUAGUGCCUCUCUCUAGAGCUGCACUCAGUAGUGCCUCUCUCUAGAGCUGCACUCAGUAGUGCCUCUCUCUAGAGCUGCCCGCAGUAGUGCCUCUCUCUAGAGCUGCCCGCAGUAGUGCCUCUCUCUAGAGCUGCCCUCAGUAGUGACUCUCUCUAGAGCUGCCCGCAGUAGUGACUCUCUCUAGAGCUGCCCGCAGUAGUGACUCUCUCUAGAGCUGCCCGCAGUAGUGACUCUCUCUAGAGCUGCCCGCAGUAGUGACUCUCUCUAGAGCUGCCCGCAGUAGUGACUCUCUAGAGCUGCCCGCAGUAGUGCCUCUCUCUAGAGCUGCCCGCAGUAGUGACUCUCGCUAGGGCUGCCCGCAGUAGUGACUCUCGCUAGGGCUGCCCGCAGUAGUGACUCUCGCUAGGGCUGCCCGCAGUAGUGACUCUCUCUAGGGCUGCCCGCAGUAGUGCCUCUCUCUAGGGCUGCCCGCAGUAGUGCCUCUCUCUAGGGCUGCCCGCAGUAGUGCCUCUCUCUAGGGCUGCCCGCAGUAGUGCCUCUCUCUAGGGCUGCCCGCAGUAGUGCCUCUCUCUAGGGCUGCCCGCAGUAGUGCCUCUCUCUAGGGCUGCCCGCAGUAGUGCCUCUCUCUAGGGCUGCCCGCAGUAGUGCCUCUCUCUAGGGCUGCCCGCAGUAGUGCCUCUCUCUAGGGCUGCCCGCAGUAGUGCCUCUCUCUAGAGCUGCCCGCAGUAGUGCCUCUCUCUAGAGCUGCCCGCAGUAGUGCCUCUCUCUAGAGCUGCCCGCAGUAGUGCCUCUCUCUAGAGCUGCCCGCAGUAGUGCCUCUCUCUAGAGCUGCCCGCAGUAGUGCCUCUCUCUAGAGCUGCCCGCAGUAGUGCCUCUCUCUAGAGCUGCCCGCAGUAGUGACUCUCUCUAGAGCUGCCCGCAGUAGUGACUCUCUCUAGAGUGGGCUCCUGAGUGGCGCAGCGGUCUAAGGCACUGCAACUCAGUGCUAGAGGCGUCACUACAGACACCCUGGUUCGAAUCCAAGCUGUAUCACAACCGGCCAUGAUUGGUAGUCCCAUAGGGCGGAGCACAAUGUCGUCCGGGUUUGGCCGGUGUAGGCCGUCUUUGUAAAUAAGAAUUUGUUCUUAACUGACUUGCCUAGCUAAAUAAAGGUUAAAUAAUGACUCUAGAGCUGCCUACAGUACUGACUCUAGAGCUGCCUACAGUACUGACUCUCGAGCUGCCUACAGUAAUGACUCUCGAGCCGCCUACAGUACUGACUCUCGAGCUGCCUACAGUAAUGACUCAGUGGGCCUUUCUAAAUUGGAUAUUUUGCACAGAAUGAUCAUUAUUAGGCUAAUAAUAAUAAGGGCCUCAAAGAAAAUAAUGUUCCGGUGGGUUAGAAAUCUCUGGGCCGACUCUGGUCCCAGUCCGCCCCCGGUCUCAGGCCGACUCUGGUCCCAGUCCGCCCCUGGUCCCAGGCCGACUCUGGUCCCAGUCCGCCCCUGGUCCCAGGCCGACUCUGGUCCCAGGCCGACUCUGGUCCCAGGCCGCCCCUGGUCCCAGUCGCCCCUGCCAGAACCAUAUGGUUUUGGUACAGACCAGCUGUUUAACUGUUUAACCUCUAUGACCAGUCACAACUACACUAGAGGAUAUAUUCUCUCAGAUUGUCAUAAUUUAUCAUAUUCACUUAGAGUAUCAUAAAUCCACUGCAGCAUAAUCUCAGAUUGACAAAUUCAGAAACGGACAAUCUGGAUUAUAGCUGUGUAGUCAGAAUUUAUUCCAGUCAAAGUAGCAAAAAGGAGGCUGUCAUUUUAUGAUUUAAAUGUUUUGUUUUUUUAAAACAAAUUGCGGCAAAUAUGGGCUGGUAAAGUUUGCCAUUGCUAACGAGAUCGUACUGUGAAAAAGACAGGUGACCCCUGUUGUGGCUCAGUUGUUUUGGCUUGCGUGCCAUACCUAUAGGGCAUCUUUGUACAGAAAACAGAACCAUAAAAGGAACAUGUCAUUUGCUUCAGUUAGCAAGUUGAUAGUGUAGAAUUGACCUUUACUAUAAUCUUGAUAUGUUGUUUGUUUUUACACGUAAAGGGCUGCUGUGUCACUUUGUCAUGUCAUCGGUAAAACAGCACAAAAUAUAUAUACUGUCAAUUCAGUAUUUGAUUUGUUGGAAGAAACAGCGAAUGUGAACUUUUUCUUAACUCCAAAAGUUUAGGAGUUUAUGAGAAUGCAACGUGAAAGUUUAAAUAUAAUUAAAUAUGAGAAAGUGAUACUGUGUGUGUGGUUUGAUUUGAGCACUGAAAACUAAUUUAAUUUUGUCUUACCCAAACACCCCCCAAGACACACACAUACAUUGAGGCAAUGGGUCAGCCACAGUG